This is a messenger RNA of Durusdinium trenchii, 1227 nucleotides long. NCBI's taxonomy places the organism in Eukaryota, Dinophyceae, Suessiales, Symbiodiniaceae. The record is from the annotation of a GenBank genome assembly.
AUGACUGUGACUCAAGGGUCGACUACUUCCUUGAAGUUGGAAGGCUUUUCACCUGCUUGGCGUCAGGGCCUGGUUGUGUCAGAAGAGCAAAAGAAGGGUAGGUUCUUCCUAGCAGUGCGAGUGCUAGCCUCCGAGCUGGACGAACACCUGACCAGCUUUAGGGUGGACGACAACAUCUUCAUCCUAGUGGUUGGCACAGCUGAAAAGAUUCGACCCUCAUGCUCAGAGGUUUUCCGAGCCUUAGAAACGCCCCACGAAGCAGUGCUCCUCAAGGCUCAGAAUGCCAUGACAGCCGAAAGUUUGCAGUACGCUACGGCGUCCGAGGAUGUGGAGCCCCCACGAAGGAGCAGGAAUGUGACGACUGCCAGAGAGUCCGAGUCAGAAAGCGACCCUUUCGAGGAUGCUGGCGACAGCGAAGGGGACGAACUCUUCCAGCUGCUGUCACGCGCCAAAAAGAAACAGCUAGACAAGGCUACCGCCUCAGGCAGUGGCGAAAGGAGAGAAGUGCCCAGGCCCAAGAAGAACCGUUUUCCUCUGCUCAGCGAAAAGACUGUGAAGGAAGAGGACAACGACUCAGGUCUUCAAAGCAGCACUUUGCUUCAGACCCUGUUGGCCCAGAAUGGAAAGUCAGGUGCUGCAAUAGAUUUGAAUGCCUUAGUUCAAAUGGAGAUUCUGCGGACCCUGCAGGACAGCAAACUCAAAAAGAAACCGCAGCCAAAAGCCGAAUCCGAGAACAGCGACACCUCAUCAGAGGAUUCGAGCUCGAGCGGAAAGAUCCGUCUCAAAGGCGCCGGACGAGCCAUGAAGGCAUACCGCUUGGGGCACAAGCGGAUGAAGCGCCAUCCGCUUCGUCAUGUACGGAGAUACGUGCGAGAAGUGGAGGAAGCUCUGGGCGCAAAGAGGGGGACCCUGCUGAGCGGCCGAACAGAGCUCACGGCCUUGCAGUUGACGCAGCUGUUGCGGGCACUGCACCAAUGCGGAAUCGACAACGGAAAUUGGAAGACAGCAUGGCUUCUGAUGCCGUUUCAAGAUCCAUUGGAUCAACCACGGUUCGGGGGCGAAACCCAAGAUCUGGAGGUGAUCGCGAGCUAUGUCCGAGCUAUGUCGGAGCUCGAAAAGAAAAGCAAGGGAUGGGCCGACAUCCCGCCUGGAGAUCGGGGCAAAGCAAAAGGGGGAAAGUCAAAGGGCAAGGGUCAGAAGACCGACAACAUGCCUGCGGCCGAGUGA